AUGAGUCCAAGCGCAAUCUUGCUCAGUGGGACAUCGCUAAGUCCAUGGGCGUACCAAAGGAACUACCAGUUAUAUUCGAGGGAAUUGAUCAGAAAUAUAGAUCCUGCAAACUACCAUAAAUAUAAUACUUCUCAAACUAUUUACGACUAUCUACAGUUGUACCAAGGAUUUUUCUUUGCGCCGGUAUACGAGCACGAGCACGAUGGUGCUUUUUUGACCAAACAGGCAUACGAAGCUAUGGAAGAGGGAGAUUUCAAUAAAGUACCACUUAUGAGUGAUCAUGAUUUUGUAAAAUCUGUGCUAAAGUUCGCUGAGCAGUUGGUGAAACACUCGCAAAACCCAUACCUCUACCAGUUCUCUUACAAAGGUGUCUUGGGUUUUCACAGAAAUCAGUCAGCUUGUGGUUGGCGUGGGAGUUCGCUCAUUCAGCAUCACUGACAGUUGUACCCCAGAGCUUACACAGACCGUUCCGUAUUUUCACUGGAUACAGUUUUUUAUCAAAUUAAUAAGCAUGUCAUCCUCAAGUUAUGAGGCAACUAUAGAAAAUAAUGGCAACGACCUGCAGUUCAUCGCAGAUGAAAUUGCCAUUGCUCCCAUUAUUUUCCAAAAGUCACAAGUGCCAAAAAUAAAAAUGAGAAAGGACGAUGCCUAGAAGAAGAUGUUGAAAAAAUAGGAAUCAACAUUCGGUAAACCAUUAGAUACUAAAG
Messenger RNA from Acanthoscelides obtectus, 707 nucleotides. The record is from the annotation of a GenBank genome assembly. NCBI's taxonomy places the organism in Eukaryota, Metazoa, Arthropoda, Insecta, Coleoptera, Chrysomelidae.